UAAUGCUCUCAGAUGUGGUUUAAUUAUAAACACCUUGCCUGGCAAAUAUAUUUUGUAAAGAUCUCCCUGAAUGUCAGAAACUAAAGUAGUAUAUAUUCUGACGAAGUUCAAUUUGUCAUGUUUCACACACUAAUUGUCUACCCAUGCAAGCAACCACAUAAUAUUUGCCACCAGUAAUUGUAAUAUUAGAAACUCCUUUAACUCGAUAAACGAAUUAUCCAUCACCAGGACGUGUUCGCGGUUUUGCAGAAAGCAAGCAGGUGCUUUGUAUAUGACUGUUUUGGUUUGGUAUCCUUGGUAGUCUUCAUGGAUGCAUUUAAACGCAGGUGCAUGUCUGAGAGCUUAGUUAGAUCUGACGCGCAACUUAAGUUGCCUAACGUUAGCUAUAAAACGUUUGCAGGCAUUCGUAGGGUUUGGAAGUCUUAACCAUUAGAAGACUUCUCGCCUCAUAAAACCCAAUCAACAUUGAAACUAUAGUCUAUUGAAAAGAUCGAUGUUGUGGUGGAACUGUAUUCCUCGACCCAAAACGCGUGGUUUUGGCAAGAGUCAAAUUCUUGUAAUUUCACUUCUGUUCGUAUUUCUGCCUCAAAGCGAAUCUUUGGAUUUCUGUUUCGAUGCCAACAAAGAAGGCUUCCGACUCAACCGCACAAUUCUGAAGAGAACAAACGCUCCAAGCAAAAUUCAGUGCAUACUGUCGUGUGUGAAAGAGCAGUGUUGCAGAUCUGUGAAUUACUGGAAAAGAUUGCAACGUGAACAGGAAUGUCGCUGUGAAAUGCUACACGACGUGAUCGGCAAUAAGACAGCAGAGACAGAGUUGGAAAAGAAUUCAUCUUACGACUAUGUUUAUUUAACUGCACCAUUGAAGGGAUAUAAUAGCAGCUGUGCCAACGAAGAAGACUUUGAUCUGAGUUUUGAAAGCGUUCAAAAGUUUACUUUGCUGGACAACGAUGUGCCAGAGAUGUCUGAUAUGACAUUCAUGUUUUGGAUCAACACAUUGAACGCUGACAAAAUGACAGUUUUAUCCUAUGCUGUGAACGGUACCGAAGAAUUUGCAUUCUCAGUUGAAAGGGAAAAGAUGUACCUCAAAGUUCAACGAGUGGAAAAGUAUUUCUUUGUCCCGCCAAUCAAUGACGGCUAUUGGCAUCACGUGGGAGCAUCGUGGUCUCAGUUUGGAAACUACACUAUUUUCCUUGACGGUACAUUGGUCUACAGCGGAGAUGACCUUGGCUCGAAUGUAACAUUGAAAUCUGGAGGUGCUUUUGUCGUAGGUCAGGAACAGGGAAGUUCGGCAGACGGGAAUUCAGAGAGUUCAUUCUCAGGCAAACUAAGCCAGUUAAAUGUAUGGAGUAGAUUUAUGUCUGCCGAUGCUGCCGAAAGGAAAUUAAAAAACCAAAGUUGUUUGAAUAAAGAAGCACUUGGAAAUGUCUUUACCUGGAGUUCUCUUAAGGACAAUUGUAACAGCAUGGUCGUCAUGGAACAACCAAGCUCGUGUAAACCACUUCGAAAAAACUCAAAGUAUGACAUUGUCAUAAAACCAUCACAAAACAAUCGGUCCGUCCAUAACAUAACAUAUGAAGAAGAACUCCAUGGUUUCACAAUCACAGCGUGGGUAAAAUAUGAGAAGAACGCGUCGCUGAAACUGAACGCAGAACUUCAGAAAUUUCUUGACUACAAAAAUGAUUCAGGGACCAGCUUGCUCUCAUUUUAUCUUACGGCUGAAAGUCUCGCGUUGGAAAUAGAUGGCGGUGAAAAAAGGCAAGUCGCUACGAGAAAUUAUAUCACUUCAUGAGAUUUUUUUAGAUUUUAGUUCCAAUGAGCAAACUUGCUUUACUUAUGCAUACUGAAAGGAAGCCGAUUGCCCUAACGAAAGGUUGCCGUUUUCCUAAUGUAAAUUCUAACAUUGAUUUACUCAGUCGUAUAGCUACUCGUAGUGAUUCAUUACAAGGUAAUUUAAAAACUGACGAAAAAGCAAUCCAGCUUUUACUGUAGACGUUUUUAUACGUAGCUAUAAAUGUUUACAACCUCUAGAGAAGCAAGGAUUCCAUGGUUUUGGAAUGAAUCUCCAGCAUACUGGCACCAUAUUGCUACCACAUGGUCGAGUGAUACAGGACACUGGAAGAUAUAUCUGGAUGGUUCAUUGGUCUCCAUUUUGCAUGAUGUAGCUACAAAUAUUACCAUUCCUGCAGGAAGA
Molecule: messenger RNA, 2191 nt
Organism: Dendronephthya gigantea
Lineage: Eukaryota; Metazoa; Cnidaria; Anthozoa; Malacalcyonacea; Nephtheidae
Product: sushi, von Willebrand factor type A, EGF and pentraxin domain-containing protein 1-like
Exons: 6
Coding region: 494-1789 (431 amino acids)
Source: RefSeq, a predicted model, not a curated record